Messenger RNA from Alnus glutinosa, 1602 nucleotides. RefSeq names its product protein SOSEKI 5. The record is from RefSeq and is a predicted model, not a curated record. The transcript is spliced from 4 exons. The coding region runs from base 196 to 1533 and encodes 445 amino acids. Lineage: Eukaryota; Viridiplantae; Streptophyta; Magnoliopsida; Fagales; Betulaceae.
AACUCAGACAAGGGCUCGCUUGUUUGGUAGCUGUUGUCUGCCGCAUCCCCAUUUUGAAUCUCUCCCCCUCUUCACACCAUUCACACCCUCCCUUUCCCUCUUUAUAUAAACCUCCACAACCCUCUGCUUUCCUGCGCUUUCCCACCUUUUUUUUCUUCUUUUUCCCAGCAACCAGUCAGUGGCUUGCUAUCUGACAUGGCUGUGGCUUCCAGAGGAAGAUCGGCGACAGAGCUUCAAGUCCCGACCAAGUGGAGGGACAGAGACGCGAGCCCAGAGAGGACCAAGGUGUGGACCGAGCCUAAGGUCAAGGCGGCCGAGAAAAGGUCUGUCCCUGUUGUGUACUAUCUGUCCAGGAAUGGCCAGCUCGAGCACCCCCACUUCAUGGAGGUCCCUCUUUCCUCUCCCGAAGGUCUCCAUCUCAGAGAUGUCAUCAACCGCUUGAAUCUCCUCCGAGGCAAGGGUAUGGCUAGCAUGUACUCCUGGUCAUCCAAACGGAGCUACCGAAACGGCUUCGUUUGGCAAGACCUCGCAGAGAACGAUUUCAUAUACCCAGCGCACGGCCAAGAGUACGUUCUCAAGGGGUCGGAGCUCCUCGACCCGUGCCUGAGCAGUAAGGUCCACGAAACGGCAUCUUCGCGAUCCCUGAGGCCGCCGGAGACAGACAAGUCCGACGAGGUUCCCGAUUUCCCGGUGAUCACGCGGCGAAGAAACCAGUCGUGGAGCUCGAUCGAUCUCCACGAGUACAAGGUCUACAAGGCCGAGUCGUCCGGCGAGUCCGCCGGAAAAGCUGCCGCCGACGCGUCGACUCAGACCGAAGAAAAGCGAAGAAGGCGCAGACCAGCCAGAGAGAUAGAACAUGCAGAAGAAGAAGAACGAGAAGAACGAGAAGAGAAAGGUCAACGGGAAAUGUGUCAGAGUCAAAGCACGGAGCUGAGCAGGGACGAGAUCUCGCCUCCGCCGUCCGAUUCAAGCCCCGAAACCCUAGAAUCUCUAAUGAAGGCCGAUGGACGGCUGGUGCUCGGUUCAACUGGCGCGAAUGAGGACAAUUCGAAUCGGACGGUUGAGAUUUGUCCAAGCGGGAGGAUGAAGGCUUCGUCUGUUCUGAUGCAGUUGAUCUCGUGCGGUUCGAUCUCUUUCAAGGACUGUGGGUCCACGCCAGCGAAGGAUGAGGCGUUCUCUUUGAUUGGGCACUAUAAGGCGAGGUUGCCCCGCGGAGCAGCAAACAAUCAGGCGGGGACUUCGACGAGAAUAUCGAGUUUUAGGGGGGUGAAAUUGGAAGAUAAGGAGUAUUUUAGCGGGAGCUUGGUCGAGACGAACAAGAAAGAAGAGAUUCCAAGUCUGAAGAGGUCGUCUUCUUAUAAUGCAGAUCGGAGUUCGCAAUUGCAAUUAGCGGAAGAAGAGAGGGAGGGAGUAAGCACAAAAUGCAUACCGAGGAAACCGAAGACAGUGCCGGCGAAGAAAGAGGGUAACAACGACGGCUCUUGUAUGGCCGGCGGUAGCAGUCAACGGGGGAGCAAAAGACUCGAUGUCUAACCUCGCCAUUGUGUAUUGUAGUUUGUACUUUUGUAACCGAAAAACUAAGAACAAGAAGAGCUAGAAAGA